AAAGUGAUAUAUUAUUUCAUUUAUAAUAAUGUGCUGCAUGAAACUAGUAGCUGUAAGCGUCCUACUUGGAGUAGGUUUAUGCUCCGAUGUGCUCACGUUCCCUCCAGGGUUUAUGUUCGGAGCAGCAACGUCUUCCUAUCAGGUUGAAGGGGGAUGGAAUGCCAGCGAUAAAUCCAUGAGCAUAUGGGACACGUUUGUCCACGAGCACAAUGAAAUAAUAGCGGACGGCUCGACGGGAGACAUCGCCUGCGACUCGUACCACUUAUGGAAACGGGAUAUAGAAAUGCUAAAGGAGCUCGGUGUUGACUUUUACAGGUUUUCUAUAUCUUGGACCCGAUUAGUACCCACUGGCCAUAUCAAUCGAAUCAGCGAAGAUGGGAAGAGAUAUUACAAUAAUUUGAUCGAUGGUCUGCUAAUGAAAGGUAUAGAGCCGGCGGUCACGAUAUAUCACUGGGAUUUGCCACAGCACCUUCAGGAUCUUGGAGGAUGGACCAAUCCUUAUAUUUCGGAUUGGUUCGCUGACUACGCAAGAGUAGUUUUUUCUUUAUUCGGCGACAGAGUAAAGAUAUGGAUCACUAUCAACGAACCCAUAGUUAUUUGCGAUAUAGGGUACGGAACCAACGCCAUAGCACCGGGGACAGUGAUCCCCGACAAAAUUGGCACGUACCUGUGUAACAAAAAUCUAAUGAUCGCCCACGCGAAAGCUUAUAGAAUUUAUGAUAAAGAAUUCAGACCAAAGUAUCAUGGCAUGAUAUCAAUUGUCAACCAAUUAUUUUGGUUCGCGCCACUCAGCCUAGAGGACACGCAUGCAACUAAUUUGGCAUUACAAAAUGUGUUCGGAAGAUACACUCAUCCUAUUUUCUCAAAAGAGGGCGGUUGGCCCGCAGACAUAGAGAGAAUAGUGGCAAUAAAUAGUGAAAAACAAGGAUACUAUGCUUCGAGGUUGCCAGCUUUUACUAAAGAGGAGAUCGAGCUAGUAAGAGGCACAUUCGAUUUCUUUGGCAUGAAUCAUUAUACCAGUAGACUGGUCCGCGAGCGUCACAAUGGAGAGAACGUAAUCCCCCAUCCGCUUCUGUAUGAUAAAGAGUUCAACUAUGUAUUUGAAAUGCAUCCCGAUUGGAAAACAGCGACAAACGGUUGGCUCGCGCUUUACCCAGAAGGGUUCCGCUAUCUGUUACAAUAUAUAAAAAAACAGUACGGUGAUGUCAAAAUAUUGAUCACCGAAAAUGGAUACGCCACGGACACACGUCAAGGUUUAGUAGACGACGACAGGAUAGAAUACUAUAGGACUUAUAUCGAACAGAUGCUGCUAGCCAUCAAGGAGGAUGGUGUGAACGUCAUAGGUUACACUGCUUGGAGUUUGAUGGACAACUUUGAAUGGAUGGAUGGUUAUAAGUCGAAGUUUGGCCUGUACGAAGUAGACUUCUCCAACCCGCACCGCACGAGAACGCCAAGGAAAUCGGUGAAGUUCUUCGCCGAUCUCAUAAAGAAUCGCCAAUUGAAUGGAACCGAUAAAUACAAAAGUGAACUUUAUUCAUGGCACAGACAACGCUCAGUAGUAAAUAUGUGUUAUUGGCAAUUAGUCGCGUUUAGUGUAAUAGUGAGUGGAGUGUGGUGUUCAGAGCUGCUGUUCCCACCGGAUUUCUUAUUCGGAGCGUCCACUUCGGCCUACCAAAUUGAAGGAGCGUGGAAUGUCAGUGAUAAGAGCAAGAGUAUUUAUGAUCAUGCAAUCCAUAACUACCCCAGCAUCAUCGUCGACAACAGUACAGGGGACGUCGCAUGUGACUCGUACCACCAUUGGAAGAAAGAUGUGCAAAUGGCCGCCGAGCUUGGACUGCAAUUUUACAGGUUCUCGAUAUCCUGGCCAAGGUUGCUUCCAUUAGGCUUGGCCAACUACGUCAGUAAAGAUGGAGCUGCAUAUUACAAUAACUUGAUAAAUGAGCUGCUGAGAAAAGGCAUUCAACCUAUCGUCACGUUGCAUCAUUUCGACUUGCCACAGUCCCUUCAGGAUCUUGGUGGCUGGACUAACCCCACAAUAUCUGAAUGGUUUACCGACUACGCCCGAGUGGCGUAUUCCCUCUACGCGGACAGAGUCAAAACGUGGAUAACUAUUAAUGAGCCCAUAAUUAUUUGCGACUAUUCGUACGGCACGGGAAAUUUGCCGCCGCUCGUGAAAGAUCCUAUGUUGGCACCGUACUUGUGCAAUAAGAACAUUUUAAUAUCCCAUGCUAAAGCGUGGAGGCUUUACGAUAAGGAAUACAGACCGCUUUACCAUGGGGAGGUAUCAAUUACCAACCAUUUAGUGUUUUAUAAACCGGCAACGAACCACGAUGUCGGACUUGCUGAGCUCGCUAUGGAAUUUUGUACUGGGCGUUAUUCGCAUCCUAUUUAUUCUGAGGAGGGAGGAUGGCCCCCAGUUAUCGAGCAGUUAAUGGCGGAAAUCAGCAGAAACCAAGGUUACACACGGUCCAGGCUGCCUCCGUUCACAAAAGAAGAAAUAGAACUAGUAAAAGGUACAUACGACUUCUACGCCAUGAAUCAAUACACGAGUCGCAUCGUAAGGCCUGCCAAGCCUGGUGAAGGUGUUGGCGCGUGGUUCUUCGACGGGUGGCCGGAUAUGAACGCUGUCCUAGAAGUCCCCAAGGAGUGGAAAAUGGGUGUUGCUAAAGCUUUGGCGAUGUAUCCAGAAGGAAUAAGGCAACAGAUGCUAUGGCUCAAGAAGCAUUAUGGCAACAUCAAAAUUCUCAUCACCGAGAACGGAUACUCUGUGCGGGGUGAUGGAGUCGAUGAUGAUGAUCAAAUUGAUUAUAUGAAGCAGUAUAUGGAACAAGUGCUUUUGUCUAUGAAAGAAGAUGGAGUUAAAGUUACGGGCUACGGAGUGUGGUCACUAAUGGACAAUUUCGAAUGGUCAGACGGAUACAGACCGAGAUUUGGCCUCUAUGAAGUGGACUUCAGCGACCCAAAGAGACCCCGGUAUCCCAGGAAAUCGGCGUAUUACUAUGCCAAUAUUAUAAAAGGACGCUCCAUGAAUGCAACUGAUGUAUUCAAUCAUGUCGAUGACGGAAGACAUUGAAGACUGAUUUUGUAUGUAGAAAUAAUUGUGCUAUAUGUAGCAUGAUAGUAUUAGAAACAAUUUGUAUUUAAAUAUAAUUAUAUAUGAUAAAUAAAUUUAUAUAGAUGACAAUUUUA
Galleria mellonella (greater wax moth) is the source of this 3189-nucleotide messenger RNA. RefSeq names its product lactase/phlorizin hydrolase-like. Gene Ontology annotation, molecular function: beta-glucosidase activity. The transcript has 22 exons. The record is from RefSeq and is a predicted model, not a curated record. Gene Ontology annotation, biological process: carbohydrate metabolic process. Bases 29 to 3073 code for a protein of 1014 amino acids. Lineage: Eukaryota; Metazoa; Arthropoda; Insecta; Lepidoptera; Pyralidae.